Molecule: messenger RNA, 2744 nt
Organism: Erigeron canadensis
Lineage: Eukaryota; Viridiplantae; Streptophyta; Magnoliopsida; Asterales; Asteraceae
Product: oligopeptide transporter 5-like
Exons: 7
Coding region: 172-2391 (739 amino acids)
Biological process (GO): transmembrane transport
Molecular function (GO): oligopeptide transmembrane transporter activity
Source: RefSeq, a predicted model, not a curated record
UCAAGUCAUGACAAGAAAGGGGCCGGUACCAUCAUGAUCGGUUCGUUCUUGUAUGUGCCUCUUGAUGCAAAAAAACACAUUAAGUUACAACGUUAGCUCUGUGUGUGUAUAUAUAUAUAUAUUGUUGAUAUUAUAUACAAUACCUUCAUUUAGUCUUUUGUAAGUUAAAACAUGGAUUUGUCACAAAUUAGAGAUGCCCAAAGGCACAAUGUAGAAGCAGAAGAUGUAAAUGAUUGUCCAAUUGAGCAAGUUAGACUGACUGUCCCAGCAACAGAUGAUCCAUCACUCGCGUGCCUGACUUUCCGGACAUGGUUUUUAGGAAUCAUAUCAUGUGGUGUUCUUGCUUUCUUAAACCAGUUCUUUGGAUACCGGCAAAAUGCACUAACAGUGUCUUCAGUUAUAGCCCAAAUUGUUGUUUUACCACUUGGAAGAAUGAUGGAAGCAAGUCUACCCACAAAACACAUACAAUUUCCAGGAACAAAAUGGUCUUUUUCGUUGAACCCGGGCCCUUUUAACAUGAAAGAGCAUGUUCUUAUUACUAUAUUAGCAAAUGCUGGUUCAAGUUCGGUUUAUGCAGUGGGGAUUAUUACUAUCGUUAAGGCGUUUUACCACACUGAAAUUCAUCCACUUGCAGCAUUGCUGCUUACCCAAAGUACCCAGCUACUUGGAUUUGGAUGGGCUGGUCUUUUUCGAAAGUUUUUAGUAGACUCUCCAUACAUGUGGUGGCCUGCAACUCUGGUUCAAGUCUCUCUGUUUAGGACAUUGCACGAGGAAGAAAAGAGACCAAAGGGAGGCCUAACAAGACUACAGUUCUUCAUGAUUGUACUCAUAACUAGCUUUUCAUACUACGUGGUUCCAAACUACUUCUUUCAAUCCAUUACGGCUCUGUCUUUCGUAUGUUGGAUAUGGAAGGAUUCCUUCAAAGCGCAACAAAUUGGUUCCGGUCUUAAAGGAUUUGGCAUUGGUGCUUUUGGUCUUGAUUGGGCAACUGUUGCUUCUUUCUUGGGAAGCCCGUUAGCCACCCCUGGAUUCGCUAUGGUGAAUAUGUUGGUUGGUUACGUGAUAGUCUUUUACAUGGUGGUUCCUAUAUCUUAUUGGAGCAAUUGGUAUGAAGCCCGCCGAUUCCCCAUGUAUGCUUUCAAGACAUACAAUGCAGACGGAACAAAGUACAACGUCACAAAAGUUUUAAACCAAACUUCUUUUUCAUUUGAUCAAAAAGGAUAUGAUGAAUACGGGAAAGUUCACCUUAGUAUCUUGUUUGUACUUGCCUACGGUCUAAGUUUUGCAUCGUUGGCUGCCACGGUAUCUCAUGUGCUUCUUUUCCAUGGGAGCACAAUUUGGGAACAAACAAAGGCUUCACUCAACAAAAAUUUUGGUGAUGUGCAUACAAGGAUAAUGAAGAAAAACUAUGAGCCUGUCCCGCAAUGGUGGUUUCAUACACUUCUAAUACUUGUGGUAGGACUUGCUUUGCUUACUUGUGAAGGAUUCCAGAGGCAAUUACAACUUCCUUACUGGGGUAUCAUCUUAGCAGUCGGUUUGGCUUCAAUAUUUACAUUGCCCGUUGGUGUUAUUUAUGCCACCACAAACCAGGGAGUAGGACUAAAUGUAAUCACAGAACUCAUCAUAGGAUAUAUGUACCCAGGGAGACCGCUUGCUAAUGUAGUGUUCAAAACGUAUGGAGACAACAGUAUGUGGCAAGCGAUACAAUUUCUCAGUGAUUUUAAGUUAGGCCAUUAUAUGAAAAUACCGCCACGGUCCAUGUUUGUUGUUCAGUUGGCAGGGACUAUCAUAGCAUCUACCAUCUAUUUUGCUACAUCUUGGUGGCUACUAACAACUGUGGAAUAUAUUUGUGACCCAACCCGUUUACCAACUGGCAGCCCGUGGACAUGCCCAGGAGAUGAUGUUUUCUACAAUGCUUCAAUUAUAUGGGGAUUGGUGGGUCCUCAACGGAUGUUUGGGAAUCUUGGGUUAUACUCAAAGAUGAAUUACUUCUUUCUCUUUGGAAUCCUUGCACCAGUGCCCUUUUGGUUUCUUUCUCGAAAGUUUCCAGAAUGGAAAUGGACAAGGCUUGUAAACAUACCCAUCCUUAUAAACUGUCCAGGACCACCGGUUAAGGCGGUGAAUUAUAACAUGUGGUUUUCGGUGGGGAUGUUCUUUAACUUUGUGGUUUAUAAGAGGUUCAAGAGUUGGUGGGCGAGGCAUAAUUAUAUUCUAUCGGCUGGCCUUGAUGCUGGCGUUGCGUUUAUGGCUAUUCUUUGUUAUCUGGUGUUACAAAAUAGGAACAUCAAUGGACCAGAAUGGUGGGGUUUAGAGGUGGAUGACCACUGUCCGUUGGCUAAUUGUCCUUCUAUACCUGGUAUCGACGUUCCAGGAUGUCCUAUCAUCCAAUGAAACCAGCCUCUAAGCAAAGCUAAGGGGCUGUUUGGUUUCUAGAAUUUAUGAAAAAUCUGGUGGAAUGGAAUUUAAAAUUUCCUAUGUUAACCUAACAUGACAAGGAAGAAAACUUUAAAUUCCAUUCUACCGGAUUCCCAUAAAUUCUUGGAACCACAAGGCCGCUAAAUUUCCUUUUUUUUUCCUUUUGUAUGUGUAUCAAAGUAGCCAUGGUAGUAGAACCUAACUAGAUUUCUGUUACAUGUAGUUUUAUGAAAGUUAGGAAUAUGUAUGUUUGGUAGCUUAGUAACAAAAAAUGAAAAAUCAUGUAGAUAUAUAUUAUAUGGAAAACUCCUAUAUGUAAUUUGACAUGU